GCAAAUUCCAGCUGCGUAUCUUUCUUGCUAAAUCCUGUGAUUGGCAGAAUCAUUACCUCCUUGGGAAUCGUAAAGUCUGACCAACAAUUGUACCAACUAGCAACUGCAUUCCUUUCCUACAUAUUCAUCCUUCCUUCAGCUCAAUUUGCUCCAUUUCCAUUCUCUUCUCUCACAUUGCACCCGCAUUUAACUUUCUCUCUCCGACGAUCUAAUCGGAAGUCAUUGCCCAAGAAUGGCCUCUGUCAAUCGUUGGUUGAGACCUGAGGUUUAUCCUUUGUUUGCCGCGGUUGGAGUUGCUGUUGGUAUCUGUGGCUUGCAGCUCGUUCGUAACAUCUGCAUCAACCCUGAAGUCAGGGUUACCAAGGAGAACAGAACAGCAGGAGUGCUAGAGAAUUUCUCAGAGGGUGAGAAAUAUGCUGAGCAUUUACUGAGGAAAUACAUUCGUAACAAGUCUUCAGAGAUCAUGCCUUCGAUCAACAGCUUUUUCGCAGAUCCAGAUCGUAGCUAAAACUUCUAAAUAAUUCUGUUUCUAGAAUGACUGCUUUCAAUUUCAUUAUAUUGAUUUCACCAUGAUUUGAUAAACACAUUGCGUUCGAGUUUUCUCCGUUGUAUGAAUUAAGUUGGAAUUCAAACUCGCUUGCUGGUUGUUUUAUAGAUAGUUCUCUUUAUUUC
This is a messenger RNA of Chenopodium quinoa (quinoa), 672 nucleotides long. RefSeq lists its product as uncharacterized. The coding region runs from base 233 to 508 and encodes 91 amino acids. Lineage: Eukaryota; Viridiplantae; Streptophyta; Magnoliopsida; Caryophyllales; Amaranthaceae. The record is from RefSeq and is a predicted model, not a curated record. The transcript has 2 exons.